UCUACAUCACGACGGCGAUGCUUUGAUUGUUGGCCAUCACACGACGGUUCAACUUUUGGUCGGAAAUGGCAAUCAGAUCACUUUCCCACCAAACCAAAACCAUAUACCGCCGUCUUUUCACCGGAACACUUCCUUCUCCGACUCCCCUUAUCUCACCCUAUUCGUCUCAACCUUUCCCUUCUUCUUCCUCCUUCUCUUCAACACAACUCGUCAACGACAUUUCUCGCAUUCUCAGUGACUACCGGAGCCCCCGCCACGACAUCGUUUCAGCUCUCACCCCCUUUGCAUCCGGCGUAACCACCGAUUUGGUUGAACAAGUACUCAAACGUUGCAACAAUCUUGGGUUUUCUGCUCACAGGUUCUUUCUUUGGGCUAAAGACUUGCCUGAUUUUGUACACAGCAAAAACAGCUAUCACAUUUUAAUUGAUAUCUUAGGUAGAAGCAAACAGUUUCCAUUGAUUUGGGACUUCCUUGGAGAAAUGAAAGAAUCUCAAUCUUGCGAAAUUAGUUCUGUAAUUUUCUGGGUUAUUUUUAGUGCUUAUAGUAGAGCUAAUUUGCCUUCUGACGCCAUUAGAGCUUUCAAGAACAUGGUUGAUUACGGGAUUCAUCCGAGUAUUACUGAUCUAGACCAGCUUUUAUAUGUGCUUUGCAAGAGGAGACAUGUGAGGGAUGCCCAGAUGUUUUUUGAUGAAAUUAAGCAUGAAUUUAAUCCUAGCGUGAAAACCUACAGCAUUCUUGUCAGAGGUUGGGGCUACAUUGGAGAAUCAAGUGAAGCACAGAAGGUGUUCGAUGAAAUGCUUGAAAGACGAUGUUGUGUAGAUGUGCAUGCUUAUAAUAGCAUUUUGGAGUCUAUGUGUAAGGGAGGUGAUGUCACUGGAGCUUAUAAGUUAUUCCGCGAUAUGAGGCCGAAAGGGCUUGAACCCGAUGCCUUCACUUACUCCAUUUUCAUCCAUGCUUCUUGUAAUGCAAACGAUCUCCAUUCCGCCUUUCGAGUUCUUGAUCGGAUGAAAAGGUAUAAUCUCGUCCCUAACGUGUUUACAUACAACGCCAUCAUCAAAACCCUUUGUAAAAAGGAUAAAACCGAAGAAGCUUACCAACUUUUAGAUGAAAUGAUCGAAAGAAAAGUGAAACCCGACGUCUGGAGCUACAAUGCAAUCUUGAAUUUCCAUUGUAAUCGGUUAGAAGUUAACAUGGCCACUAAACUUGUAUCAAGAAUGGAUACGGAUUCAUGUGAACCUGAUCGGCAUACGUAUAACAUGUUGCUCAAAAUGCUGAUUCGGGUUGGGAGGUUCGAUAGGGUCACGAGCUUAUGGGAGAAGAUGGAAGAGACAGGUUUCCAUCCAUCGGCUUCAACGUAUGCCGUGAUGGUUCAUGGCUUUUGUCGGAAGAAAGGGAUGGUGGAGGAGGCGUGUCGGUAUUUUGAAAUGAUGGUUGAUGGCGGCAUUCCGCCAUACGGGUCGACUUGUGAGUUAUUGAGGAACAAAAUCAUUGGAUUAGGGUUUGCAGAACAAGUGGAGAUACUUGCAGAAAAGAUGGAAAGAAGCAGUUCUUGUUCGAUUCAAGAUCUUUCUGGGAUCAUGAGAGGUAAUAGGAAGAGCACCAAAAGGGAAGAAGAUAGUGAAGAAGAGGGUGAUUAUUGACACCAUAAAAGCUUACAAAUUUGGUAUUUUGGAUACCAGAAAAUUCAGUUGUAAACCUGUUUUUCAUUAUGAAUCAGGGGAUAAA
This is a messenger RNA of Cynara cardunculus var. scolymus (artichoke), 1725 nucleotides long. RefSeq names its product pentatricopeptide repeat-containing protein At1g52640, mitochondrial. Bases 66 to 1640 code for a protein of 524 amino acids. Lineage: Eukaryota; Viridiplantae; Streptophyta; Magnoliopsida; Asterales; Asteraceae. The record is from RefSeq and is a predicted model, not a curated record. Gene Ontology annotation, molecular function: protein binding. The transcript has a single exon.